This is a messenger RNA of Symbiodinium sp. CCMP2592, 696 nucleotides long. NCBI's taxonomy places the organism in Eukaryota, Dinophyceae, Suessiales, Symbiodiniaceae. The record is from the annotation of a GenBank genome assembly.
AUGGGGCUCAAGGCACCUUACGAAGGCGGCUUUGGCGUGGGGCAUGGGCAGCAGACGUUCACAAGGGGCAUUGACAUAUGUGCUGAGCCUAUCUCCUCCGGCGGAACGGUGGUAUGGAUGGACACGGAAGGCCUCUUUUCCUCCGAGGAUGCCCGAAGCUCUUAUGGACCCAAGAUCUUCAGCUUGGCACUAUUAUUCUCCUCCGCAGUGUUGCUUAACAACCUCAAGGUGCUCAAUCAGCAGUUCUUCGUCUUCUUCGAGGAGCAACAGCAGGUUGCACGGAUACUGCGAGAAGGGCUGCGCUCCGAAGGUCUUCAGAGUGAGAUGCUUCUGGCAGAUAAGUUGCCGCUUGUCUGGGUUCUACAGCAGCCGAUCAACUUCACCGCAACUGUGGAGGCCAGCCAGCAGCAGCUUGAUGCUUUCAUUACGAUCGAGGACCAGGCCAGGCAGAGGGUUCGUGAAGACUUCCGUCACUCCAUCCACGAGGCGCCAAGGGACCAUUGGGACGCACGGGACAGAUGCGGUACAGGCACCACUAGCAGUUGUUGCGACGCUGUCCAUUUUGCUUGGCAGGUGCCGACUGCAACACACGACUCUCGUCAAUGGCCGAAGCUGGACCAGGUCCCGGACGAGGAGCUUGAUCGGGGCUGCUUCGCCAUUUGGGGCUGUGGCUUCGAAACCAGAUGCGCCUACUAA